Didymodactylos carnosus is the source of this 1500-nucleotide messenger RNA. The record is from the annotation of a GenBank genome assembly. Lineage: Eukaryota; Metazoa; Rotifera; Eurotatoria; Philodinida; Philodinidae.
AUGGGUACAUGUACAAGUAGUUCUAAAAAACAUAGUAAAAAACAUUCGACAACCAAAGAUUUACAACCUGAACAACAACAAAAAAAAUCACUAAAUGAUGAACAUGGAAAAAGUUUAUUAAAUAAUAUUUCUAAUCAUGGUGAUCAAUUUACAUCACUUCCGUAUAUUGAUGAACAAACACCUACAAUAAAAGAAAGUAAAGAUAAACCUAAAUUUAAUGAACCACCAACAAAAACAACAGAUACAACAAAUAAUUCAACAGAUGAUGAUGAACGAACAACGGUACGAACAAAUUUUGAAACAAAUGUAUCAUAUUCAAGUGCUGAAACAAUUGAAAAUUUAAAACAAGAAGUAUAUAAAUAUGUUCAAGAAAAAAUUUUACCAUCAGAUAUUGAUACAGCUCAAUUAUACGAUUAUAUUAUUAAACGUUUUCCGUCAAAUAUAAAUCAAGAUGAAUUACAUCAUCAAAUUGAACGAUGUCUUGAUUUAAUAUCAAAAAAUCAAACACAAGAUUUACUUAAACAAUUAGUUAUAUUAGAUUCAAAUGAAAAUACUUAUAAAAAAAUAUUAAAUACACUUACCACAUAUGUUUCAUCAUUAUGUUCUGAUAAUUCAUUUUUAAAAGCUCUCUAUGGAAAAUUUGGGGAUACAUUAGAUAUUGAUAUGUUAAAUGCUGAAACAAAUGAACAUGAAGUGGUAAAUGUAACAGUAACAAAAACGAUAAAACAAGUUUAUAUUAAUUCACCAACUCCUUUAUCAAAUUUACCAUUAAAUAAUUCAUCAAAAUCAACUACAACUACAAUAAAUGAACAAAAAAUACCAGAUGAUUUACCAGAUGAUAUACGACGAAAAGCCGAACAAGUAAUGAAUAGUGUUAAUGAUGCUUUUUGUUACGCUCAAUAUCAAGGACAAGAUUUAGCGUUUGAAAAUCAAGCAUCAUUAGAAGAUCGAUUUUAUAAUAACAAAAGUUUUCAAGUAUUUUAUAUUGAAAUUAAAGAAGAGUAUCCUGUUAAUGAUCCGGAAGUUGGUAAUGCUGCACUCAAAAUACAAGCACAAUUUCGAGGACAUAAAGCCCGAAAAGAAAUUGAAAAAAUGAAAAAGACUACUCAAAAUGAUUUUGAUCAACAAGAACUUGGUUAUCAAAAAACAACAGACGAUGAUAAUCAAAUUGAUCGUGAACGACAACAACAACAACAACAACAGCAACAAGAUAAUCAACAGAAUAAUAAUAAUGAAGAACAAGAACGAGAACAAGAACGAGAACAAGAUCUAGAUAAUAAGCAAAAUGAAGAAGAAUUAAACUUUUUAGAAGAUGAUGAUAAUGAUCAAGAAUAUCAACAACGUGCUGCAGCAACAAUUCAAAAUGAUGAUGAAGAACGUCAAUAUGGUGACGAAUUCGGUGAUCAACAGCAACGUGAAGAUGAAGAAUAUCAACGAGAAGAGGAAAAUGAGCAGGAUGAUGAAGACAGCCGAGAAAAUAAUGAAGGUAUUUUGUUAUAA